This is a messenger RNA of Clarias gariepinus (North African catfish), 2409 nucleotides long. RefSeq lists its product as uncharacterized. Gene Ontology annotation, molecular function: GTP binding. The transcript is spliced from 2 exons. The coding region runs from base 1 to 1695 and encodes 564 amino acids. The record is from RefSeq and is a predicted model, not a curated record. Gene Ontology annotation, cellular component: membrane. Lineage: Eukaryota; Metazoa; Chordata; Actinopteri; Siluriformes; Clariidae.
AUGGAAAACAAGCUUCCAGAAGAUCAGAUGAAAUCUUUGUUGGCUCCGUGGAGAUUUUCUUGGCUGUCAAGUGGAUUUAAGAACAGGCUUGUGACAGCGCUGGAACUUUAUGAACAUUUUCCGUUAGAUAUAGCUGUCACCGGAGGAACUAAGUCAGCAAAUGCAAGGCUUGCUUCUGCUGUCUGUGGCCUGAAAGAUGAACAGGAUACAGAAGAAGAAGAAGAAGAAGAAGAGGAAGAAGAAGAGGAGGAAACCGAUGAAGCCGAAGACAAUGAUGAGCAAGAUGAUGAAGAUGAGGAAGGUGAUCUUCAAACAUCUUCAAAAAUCUGCAAUGCUAGAAAAUCCCUUGUGAGAUUUUUGGAUGAUUUUGCAGAAGAUGGUGCUGCUUCUGCUCCAGUGCUUUUACACCCUCAAGUCCCCAAUGUCCGCAUUUUGACCAUACAGGGAAGAUCUGGUCCCGCUCAGGACAGCUAUGAUGUAUUGGUGGUCCUCACAACAGAGUUGCACCAGGAAGACCAUAUGAGACUCAUCAUGGAGCAAAGUGAGAAGAACAAGUCCUUGUAUUUGGUUAAAACUGAGCAAGAAUUUGAUCUUGUUCGUGAAACACUGGAUGGACCCUGCAAGACCUGUGCAUGGGAACGAAUGAGAGCUCGCACUUUGGAGUUUCAGAAGAAACACAAAACGGAAUUUAAAUCAGCCGAGAAUUCAGAGCAGGAACAGACUUCCAAAGAUCCUGUUCCUUUACUCCAUGGUAUCAAGCUCUGGGAACCUGAAGAGAUUGCAGAAGUUUUGGUGAAAGCUAUACCUGAAUUGCGCAAAAAGGCUUUUAGUCAGUUUUUGGUGGAUAUCACAAGUGAACUUAAAGGUCCAAAAACAGGGAGUUCCGGAACUGGGCCUCUGGAAAGCUCUGUUUUAAAAUAUAGCAAGAUAAGCCAGGAAGACAUAGGCAGAAUCUCUGUGGUCUUUCAAUCCCAGGAUCUCACUGACCAACCAUCCAAGCUGCUUUCCAUUUUCAAUGCCCUGGAGUACUUCAGACUGGAUGUGGGUCUACUUGGAGAGACAGGUUGUGGCAGCUCCACGCUGUUCAACUCCCUUCUGGGCCUGAAAAAUGGGGACAAGGAAGCUUCUCCUGUUGGAUUCUUCGAAACCACAAAGAUGCCAGUGACACAUCCAUACCCAGAAUAUCACAAUGUUCUUCUGUGGGACCUGCCAGGCAUGGGAAGUGUGGACGAAUUUAACCCUGCACCUUCUAGCUCCACAUUGCCCCAUCUUCCUCAUAUACCUCCAUUAUCUCCAGUACUUUCAGCAUCUCCAAUACCACCAAUACCUCCCUGUGAUGUCUACCUCCUGGUCUCACCCCUGAGGCUAAAUCUACGAUACAUCCAGCUGUUGAAGCACCUUUUGUCACAAGGAAAAGCUUGCUAUUUAGUGUUGUCUAAGGCUGAUUUGAUUGGGGAGAAAUCAACUGAAGAAGUAAGGAGAUGGAAUGAGGAGAUUUUGGAUAAGCUAGGUCUGAAACAGAACAUCUAUCUGGUCUCUGCACUUCAUCCAGAGACCUUGGAUUUGCCCAAAAUGAAAAAAACAUUUAAUGAUACAUUAGAAAGCCAUAAGAAAGUUGCACUGGCUGAUUAUGUGGCAAAACUAUUGGAGCAGGAUGUGUUUUGGAAAAGGACUGACUCUUGCAAAGUAAACUGACUUUAUUAAUCAAUCAUUGAGGUCCUAAUGCAAAGCGAUGGUGCUUCAUACUGUCUAUCUUGAUGCGGGUGUUUGCUAAACUGUAUAAAUACACAAAUUCUAUUCAGGAAAAUGACAUGUUUGUCAUGUUGGGAGUGUGUUUGCACUGAAUCAUGUGUGUGUAUGUAUGUCUGUUUGUAGUAGAACUUCAAAGGUAGUCUAUCCAAUAUCUACAGUGAUCAGUAGCAUUUAUGUGAGUGUUUGUGUGUGAACUCAAGUGUCCUGAAAAGAGCAAAGUGCAGAACGCACUCUACUCUGGAGUAUGAUUUGCUGGCCUUUGAGCCAGCAUAAGAAGUACAGUUCAGUAGUUUGAAAAGAUGCUUUUGGUGGUAUUCAUGUUUUUAAGGAAGUGCAUGUCAAACUCAGCUGUUUACAAAUCCAGAUAUUUCUGCAGAUUGCAGUUUAUUAUCCGCUUAAUCAUUUAACCAAUACACACUUAAAAAAUAUAUAUAAUUUAUGGUUUGAGCCAGCUUUUCCAACAAUACCCUUUUUUCUGUGUGCAAUCAUUUUCCUAAUGGCAAAGGUAGAAGAAGCCAUUAUUUAUAUGACACAGGAUUACAUUAAUGCUCUUCUUCUACUACUUUAUCAUUUCCAUAUUACCAUGUUACUUUAAAAAAUGUGUUAUUAUUUCAGAAUAUAUGUAUGUUUGCUGUACAUUUUUAGAUAUGGGAAAGA